CUUCUUCUCGCCUCUGUCUCACCUUAUCCGCAACCCGCAAAAACCUCACUCCCCCCACACGCACGCUCGCUUCAAUGGCUGCCCUGCCGACCGCCGCCGCCGCCGGGCGCGUAGCGGCCAGCGCCUUCACGUUCCCUGCCAAGCCCUCCUUAUCCUCCUUCUCAGCCGCGUCUCUCCCCCGCGCCGCAGCCGCGGCGGCGGCCUUUUCAGCGAUCGCCCUCGCACCGGCGGGGAGCCUCCAGCGUCGGCGGAGGCCGACGGCGGCCGGCGCAGCGCCCGGGAGCGAGCAGAGGGAGACGAUACUGCUCCCCGGGUGUGACUACAACCACUGGCUGAUCGUCAUGGAGUUCCCCAAGGACCCCGCGCCCACACGCGAGCAGAUGAUCGACACCUACCUCAACACCCUCGCCACCGUCCUCGGCAGCAUGGAGGAAGCCAAGAAGAACAUGUAUGCCUUCAGCACAACCACUUACACUGGGUUCCAGUGCACUGUCGAUGAAGAAACAUCAGAGAAGUUCAAGGGUUUGCCUGGUGUCCUGUGGGUGCUCCCUGAUUCCUACAUCGAUGUGAAAAACAAAGACUAUGGAGGUGAUAAAUACAUAAAUGGUGAGAUCAUUCCAUGCACAUACCCAACCUAUCAACCAAAGGAGCGGAGGACCUCAAAGUACGAAAGCAGACGGUAUGAGAGGCGAAGAGAUGGCCCUCCUGCCAGCAGGAAACCGAAACAACAGGCCACUCAGCCUGAGUCGGCGUCUUCAUGAGUUUUGCAGGCGAUUACUCGCAUACUGAAACAACAGAGAGUGCUCAAUUCUAUCAUCUGACUCCGCCACCAUGUAUUGGGAGAGCUUCUAGGCACACAAUUUCAUCCAAAGCCCAAAAUAUGAUGUAGCACUUGAGCGAGCGACCUGCGCAGCUGGAUUUGGGGUUUUGGACCACAAGGAUAUCUUGAGUGGACUAAAUCUAAGUGUAACAAAAGACUGAAAUCCUGGUCCAUCAAAAAUGUUAUUCCUCAAGUAUCUUGUGAUAUUUUCUGUAAUGUUUAGUGGUAUCCCUGAUCGUGAGAGUUCAUUCACAUUGAGCUUGAUUGAACUGAAGUUAGCUUUUAGUCGUGAUAAGGAUAGUCAGAUUGUGCUUGGAAUUUAGGAUGUUGAGUGGAGUGUGAUUGAAAGUCCUUGUUAUGUGGAAUGCGGUGAAUGUGUGCACUUGUCAUUGUAGCUUGUUAUUGUUCCAAGAAAUCUGUAUUUUGUUUUGUCAUUA
Messenger RNA from Triticum dicoccoides, 1257 nucleotides. Its product is annotated as multiple organellar RNA editing factor 9, chloroplastic-like. The transcript is spliced from 5 exons. Gene Ontology annotation, biological process: chloroplast RNA modification; cytidine to uridine editing. NCBI's taxonomy places the organism in Eukaryota, Viridiplantae, Streptophyta, Magnoliopsida, Poales, Poaceae. Bases 75 to 761 code for a protein of 228 amino acids. The record is from RefSeq and is a predicted model, not a curated record. Gene Ontology annotation, cellular component: chloroplast.